GCCUGGAAGAAACGAUGGUUUAUCCUUCGCAGCGGCCGGAUGAGCGGCGAUCCUGACGUCCUGGAGUACUACAAAAACAAUCACUCCAAGAAGCCUCUGCGCGUGAUCAACCUCAGCUUUUGUGAACAGGUGGACGCCGGGUUGACCUUCAACAAGAAGGAGCUGCAGGACAGUUUCGUCUUUGACAUCAAGACCAGCGAGAGGACUUUCUACCUGGUGGCCGAAACGGAGGACGAAAUGAACAAAUGGGUGAGGAGCAUCUGCCAAAUCUGCGGGUUCAACCAGUCUGAAGACCAUUCAGAUUCCUUACGAAACGUCCCUCCGGUGAGUCACGGCCCCCGCUCGUCCCCGGCCGAGCUCAGCGGCUCCAACCCACGGCUGCUGCGGGAACGAAAGACGUCCGCUCCUUCGCACUCAAGCCAGCCCACCCUCUUCACUUUUGAGUCACCGUCUAGCCAUAUCCGGACCACGCUUUCCACCAGCGCGCCUCAGGACUAUCUCUUUCUACACCAAUGCAUGAGCCAGAAAUCAGAAAAUACCAGGAGCGCCAGCUUCUCUCAAGCUACCCGCUUCUUCAUGAGGAGCGACCCCUCGGUUCAGAAGGCAUCUCACGAGAACGGCCACUGCGUCAACGGGGUGGGGGGCGGGCAAGUCCACGGUUUCUACAGUUUGCCCAAACCGAGCCGGCAUAACUCGGAGCUGAGGGACAGCGCUUACGACUUGCCCAGGAGCUUUGGCUGCUACGCCUACACCAAGUCAAGCCUCACUGGCUCGGAGACGUCGGAUAGCGAGGAGGUCUACACCUUCAAGACCCCCAACAGCACCCUUUGCAAAGAGUUUGGGGAACUUUCCACCGACUCCUACGACGUUCCUGGCACCCCUCUCUCCAUUUACCAGAUUCCACGGACCUUCACGCUCGACAAGAACCACAACGCCUUGGCGGUGGCUUCGAGUGAGACGGGGGCAACGCCUCCCCCGAGACCUCCCAAGCCGGGACAGGCCGAAUCCCGCUGGGGCAGUCCCCAACAACGCCUGAUGGACGGCGAAGGCCUCAGCGCGAGCCCUGUAGUUACGACCAUUCCCCGAAGGAACACGCUGCCAGCAGUAGAGAACUGCCGGUUACACCGAGCUUCUUCCUGCGAAGCCUAUGAAUAUCCCCAGCCCAGCGUCAGCGGCACAGGGCCCUCAGCAGAGUCUGCAAACGUUGGACCCAGUUCGUAUCUGCAAAACAAAACCGCCGUGGCUCGCUCCCACAGCACGGACUCCGAAGACAACUACGUGCCCAUGAAUCCAGGCUCUUCCCUCCUGCAGAGCGCAGAGGGUUCCAGUGACAGCUCCCAGCACCUCUACAUCCCACUGAGCCCUGGGCCACAUCACCUGGACCUGAUGGGCCACGCCUCGGCCACCUUCCCAGCCCAGAAAGGCGGCGGCAGCUCCCAGCCCACGAGGCGGAUGAGUGAAAUCCAGCCCCCGCCCAUCAACCGCAACCUGAAACCAGAUCGAAAAGCUAAACCGACCCCCCUUGACCUAAGGGGCAAUUCAGUCGUCGAUGAACUGCCCUUUAAAUCGCCAGUCACAAAAUCGUGGUCUAGACCCGGCCAGACCUUCAAUUCCAAUUUUUCUCAAUAUUGUCGUCCCACCUCUACUCAAAGUAUCACCAGCACCGACUCAGGAGAUAGUGAAGAAAAUUAUGUGGCCAUGCAAAACCCAGUUUCUGCAUCUCCCAUUCCAAGUGGGAAAAGCAGUCCGGCCCAAAAGAAGAGCAGCGCAAGUGUUGAUUACUUGGCUUUGGACUUUCAGCCGAGCUCACCUGGCCCUCACCGAAAGCCCUCCACCUCCUCUGUCGCUUCGGAUGAGAAAGUCGACUACGUGCAGGUGGACAAGGAGAAGACACAAGCUUUGCAGAACACAAUGCAGGAGUGGACCGAUGUCCGGCAGUCGUCCGAGCCCAGCAAGACGAUGAAGCAGUAGCCAAGCGAGGGGCAUGCUAGAGAAACCACAGAGGCUUCUAGCAGUCAAGGAGGCCAUCAAUUUGCUUUACCUUCUCUUUGGAGAAGAUUCCAGAAAGGCUGACUGGUUCUGCUUUUGAAAACAAAGUUAAUCAGGAAAACAUUUGGCUGAAAACCUGCAUCAACCCUCCAAAAGGCAUUUUUUUUUUUCAGUUAUGAGUUAGCUGCUGGCUGCACUCGGAGGAAUUCAGUGAAUCAACACUGGAUUCUCAUUCACCUGCCUGUGUCUAAACUUUCUUUGAUCCAUUUUCUAUCUGCAGAUCACUAUUUUGGCAUCCAGCACCUUCUCUUUGCCAGUUUCCUGCCAUCGGUUGGAACUUUCAGCUUGAUUUUGGCCUCUUCCUUCUGCCUCUUUUAGAGAGGACGCUGGUGGUGGUGAUGUUGAUGAUAAUAAUAACAACAACAAUAAUAAUAAUGGCCCGCUACUCAUCCUAAGGGGAUUUGAUUUCUAGCAGUCUCUUUAAAAAGUGGUCUUAGCUGUAUGGCUUCACAAAACGGUGAAGAAAUCUCCAAGCAAUGCCUUUUAUUUUAUUUGUUUGGCUCUUUCUGUAAAUUGCCAUCCUGCGAAGUAUGCAAUUGUCCUUCUGAGGACAAGCAUGUCGAGAAAACAAUAGUUCGUUGGUAUAAAUCAGCGUUUUCAAUGCAUUAUUCUCGAACUGAAAUUAAUUCCUCGUCUGCCGCCUUCCGACUCAAUGAGAAAAAAACAUUCUUCCUAAUUCUCCCACAGGAAUUUUUUUAAAGAUUGGAGCAUCUCUGGAUGUUUUCGCAAUAGUUUCCUCUUCGUAGAAGAUAUUGGUGUCCGUGGAUCUUAACAAUAGUUGAAUCUGUGUUGGACAGUAUUUGGUACCUGGUGUGCGGUAUAUAUGGUAGAAGGACAGCAUUUUGAUGUUGGACCCUUAUAGUGAUGGUUAUAAAAGCCUUGAUAUUUAAAA
This is a messenger RNA of Crotalus tigris (Tiger rattlesnake), 2941 nucleotides long. It is a transcript of the gene GAB2, whose product is annotated as GRB2 associated binding protein 2. The transcript has 9 exons. The record is from RefSeq and is a predicted model, not a curated record. Bases 40 to 1971 code for a protein of 643 amino acids. NCBI's taxonomy places the organism in Eukaryota, Metazoa, Chordata, Lepidosauria, Squamata, Viperidae.